This is a messenger RNA of Oldenlandia corymbosa var. corymbosa, 594 nucleotides long. The record is from the annotation of a GenBank genome assembly. Lineage: Eukaryota; Viridiplantae; Streptophyta; Magnoliopsida; Gentianales; Rubiaceae.
AUGAAAUUCCGUCAUGAAAAUGGGUACAUCCCGGACCCUGAUAAGCCCUCCUCCUUCUCGGAGUUCUUGGCCUUCAUCCCUAAAAUUAAAUCCAGCCCUUUUCAUGUCAAAGAUGAAGCUUUACUGGAGAAAUACGUAAGGAAGAUCAAGAAUGCGUAUCUUCAAAAGAAGUCCGAGAAAACAGAGUCCCAGAACGCCGGGACAGGAAACAUGACUUCAGAGCAGAUCUCUGAAUUGAGCUCACCGGAGCAAGCCUUUUGCUGGUGCGAUAAGCUGUGGAACGCCGAGAAAUAUUUUAAUCGGAAGGUUGAUAAUGCAUUGAAAGAUGUUGAUUGUAUCCCAUCAGUAACAACCCAAGAUCAGAAGAAGAUGUGUGAUUCAAGUAAACAAAUCUUGGGUUCCCCUGCUUCCCACCGGGUUAAUGAUGAUCAGAAUGCUCCGCCACAAGAAUCUGGUGGUAUUGUUCUUUCUGCUGAAGAUGAAGAGCAUAGAAAAAUACUUGAAAAGGAAAUUUUCUACUUCUUAGUUUUCUCGGACAUCUUGGAUUCGGAUGAUUAUGAUAGGGGGAAUUCGCCAUUUGGGUGUUGUUCUUAG